This is a messenger RNA of Phytophthora megakarya, 1047 nucleotides long. Lineage: Eukaryota; Oomycota; Peronosporomycetes; Peronosporales; Peronosporaceae. The record is from the annotation of a GenBank genome assembly.
AUGCCUAACCUUGUCAUCUUGAAGGUGAAGUCGAUGACGAAGAGAGCGGACUCUCUUCGGGUGUUGGUGGACUCGGGCGCGUCGAAUAACUUUGUUCGACAGCAAAGUCUGCCGCUGUUGGACUUUGAGGAGAGGCAUGUGCCUCGAAGUCAACUGGAAGUACGAUUGGCAACGGGUGCCAUCGUGAAGACCGAGAAGCACGUGAUUCGCGCACGCUUCUCGUACAAACACCGGAUGUUUGUGGAAGAACUUCUCCUCCUGGACUUGGACGACAAGUUCGACAUGGUGUUGGGCAAGCCCGCAGCAGAGAGCGAUGGCCCUAUUAGCGCUGCGGAUACACCUAACGGUGCAUCCAAACCUCCUUCAGAGACAGUGGCUCGCGCCGCCGUCUCCAGUCUCAGCGCGAGGAGCGCACGAGCUGUAACGACUCCGGGAGUCGUUGACAGUAAAAGUGUGUCUGGUCAGAAACCCAACACUUCUAGAAUGUUCUCCGCCGUAAGGCAUCGAGGUGACAACAGCGUGUCGACUCCGGGAGUUGACACGUGCUCGGUAUUAGAUACAAAAACGUUCUCCGACGAGAGACGUCGAAGUGACAACAAUGUGUCAGCUCUGGGAAAUGCGACAGACUGCUCCGCCGCUAUGCGUAGAGGUGACGACGAAACAUCUACUCCGGGAGUCGAUGCGACAAGCAGUGCGGACGGUUGCAAACGUCCAGCCCUAAAGCUUGCGUGCUGUCAUGCAGCCGGGCUGCAAGAAGCAGGGCGCGAUCAAGCCGAGGUUGAUGACGCGUGCCCGCGGGUACAAGAACCCGCCGGCGGUAUCAAGGAACGUUCUUCCAUGGCCGGGCCUGGACGAAACGCAAGUGAAUCAGAGAUUCACAAGAAGAAACGACGGUGCAGACACAACUCGCUGCGCAAGUCUCGGUCAGGGACCGAGACUCUUCAUGACACAAGUGGCAACAAUGGCCAUAGAGACGUUGAACGUCUUGACGCGGGCCUGUACUGGGUAUCAGUACGAGAAGAUGGAGUUGGAGAACCCUCCGACUGA